Sinocyclocheilus rhinocerous is the source of this 483-nucleotide messenger RNA. RefSeq names its product peptide chain release factor 1, mitochondrial-like. NCBI's taxonomy places the organism in Eukaryota, Metazoa, Chordata, Actinopteri, Cypriniformes, Cyprinidae. Gene Ontology annotation, biological process: mitochondrial translational termination. Gene Ontology annotation, molecular function: translation release factor activity. The record is from RefSeq and is a predicted model, not a curated record. Gene Ontology annotation, cellular component: mitochondrion. Bases 76 to 483 code for a protein of 135 amino acids. The transcript is spliced from 3 exons.
CUGUGUCUGUCUGUGUGUGUGUGUGCCUCUGUGUGUGCUGAUGUAGGCGACAUCUGCCAGCAGUUCACCAGAGAGAUGUUUGACAUGUACCAGGGCUUCAUCUCCUAUAAACACUGGGACUUUGAGCUCUUCAAUUACACUCCGGCAGAUUACGGUGGUCUCCAUCAUGCUGCCGUGAGGAUCUCCGGGGGGUCUGUGUACCGCUGGCUGAGGUUCGAGGGCGGGACACACCGAGUGCAGAGGAUUCCUGAAGUGGGUCUGUCGUCACGCAUGCAGCGCAUUCACACGGGAACCAUGACGGUCAUAGUGCUGCCGCAGCCUCGUGAUGUGGACAUUCACAUCGCAUCUAAAGACCUGCGCAUCGACACGUUCAGAUCGCGCGGCGCAGGAGGUCAGAGCGUCAACACCACCGACAGCGCCGUACGCGCAGUUCACCUGCCCACAGGUGCGUCUGAGCGAGUGUACUACUACAGGUGCGUCUGA